Messenger RNA from Triticum aestivum (bread wheat), 1471 nucleotides. RefSeq lists its product as uncharacterized. Bases 182 to 1351 code for a protein of 389 amino acids. The record is from RefSeq and is a predicted model, not a curated record. Lineage: Eukaryota; Viridiplantae; Streptophyta; Magnoliopsida; Poales; Poaceae. The transcript has 9 exons.
AGGAGAGAGGCGGGGGCAGAAGAAGAGGGAAGAGAGAAACGAGAGAAAUCAGGCUCAGCGUCCUGCCGCUGCCGCUAUAACGAGGGGGGACUAGUGCCGGUGCCCCAAAGCCCCCAAUUCCAACUCCCCCAUCCAAAUCCAAUCGAAAGUUCAGCUCCAUCCUAAUCGCCGUCUGGGCAUCAUGAGUUCCUCCGUCGUGGCCUUCGGCAAUGACGACGGCGACGCCUGCGUGGGCGAGAACUCCGUCGUGGUCUCCGGCAAGGGCAAGGGCAAGGACGCCGUCAAGCCCUCGUGCACGGUGCAGUAUUCCUGCGUCAAGCGGCUUCGUGAGCGGCGCCUCCUCUCCUUCCUCCUGGACCAAGGCUUCCACGGCGCUUUCAGAGAGCUGAUCCGCGAGACGGCGGCGCUGUUCGACCUGCAGCACAUGCGGCGGCUGGUCAGGAGGGGCCGGUGGCACGACGCCCUCUUUUACCUCGGCACCUUCCUGCCGCCGCUCAAAAGUGAGCGGAGGAGCCUGCGCGCCAGGAUCUUCCACAACUUCCUCCUCAUGCACGGUCGCUUCGCCGACGUCGUCGCCGGCAACAAGGACCCGUACCUGGAGAAGCAGUACGCCGACGGCCGCAGUAACUCCACACACGCCGAGCGCAGGUUCCGCUCCAUGAACUACUCCAUACUCGCCCCGGACGCCGGCCAGCUCAGGGCCGCCAUCGACUGGGGCAGAGUGAGGAGCCACGCAGAGUUUGUUGUCCGCAGGAUGGCUCUUGCUACUCCAGAGCUGAGACGCCCGAUGGUGUUGCCGUCCUGCUGCAUGAUGCCGCACGAUGUACUCCCCAUCGGGACCGGUUUGUUCCGGAAGCGACGCGUGAAGAAACAAGGCCCCCAGCCGCGAAAAACAGACGCUAUCUUAAUGGCCAUAAAACACCAGCAGUAUUGCAGACAGUUUAGGGAAUCGAGCGUCGCGUCGAAAGAUGAAGCACUGGAACUGCUGGUGAAUUUCCUAGAUGAGACUCUACAGGCUGGCCUACCUAGAGGGUGCAAACUAACCUAUGACCUUCAACCAACUGGGAAAGAAGAUGCUUCUGAUGGUCCGUUUGCGCAGACCAUGCUCGGCACAUCCACAGAUAAUGUUAAAGCCCAUGCCACAUCAUUAGUGAAAAUUCCUGGUUCUCGAAUCUGCCAGAUCAUUACUAGUACCUUGAAAGUUCAUGCUAAAAACCCUGGGAUCUCCACACCGACGAAUGCAGAUACAAAGCGUUUCACACAAGCAGGUUGUGAUGCUCAGAAUAAAAUGGAUGGUCUGCCAACUGUUGAGGAUGAUAUUUAUUCAAAAUCGGGAAGCAAUUCUUGGUAGAAUUUAAGUAUUUAGAGCCCUUGAUGAACGAGUAUGUUAGGAAUAUCCUUGUACUCUCAUUAACUUGAUAUAAGUAUCUGUAUUAUUUCUACUUGGGACAUGAACUAUGGAGCCCAUCCA